GCCAUGCGUCGUGCGUCGGUCCGCUUAUCCAACGGCCGCCUUCGAUUAAAGUUUGCAGUUUUUGUUUCGCCACUGUCAGCAACGGUUGUACACACAGCGAAAGCCAGUGUUGUCAAACUGUUCUCGGCGGAGACGGUUAGCUGGCGGCCAUUCACAAGCAAUCAACCGUGAAACCGAAAACAUACUCUUAGCUGGCAGCGCGAAUUUUACGGGGUCGCUAAAUAAGGUGCUAAUUGUUCGGCAAGAGGGUUUCCACAACAACAAGAAGAAGAAUGACGGUUGUAGUUGCACUGGACGAACGCAGCCAGCAGCAUAACGGAACUGUAGAACUACCAGUCGACGGAGCCAUCAACCAUGCCUUCGUUCUGGAAGAUAUCACCCGAAAACACCCGCACGAUCACCACGGACACGAUCAUCACUACCACGUGCGUCAUGAUCACCUGCGGGAAAAACCUGGCCAUGACUACAGCGAGGAUGUCAUCACGACGCACGGCGUGCAGCCGCACCACAAGACAACCUACCUGGAAACGAUGACCCAUCUGCUGAAGGGCAACAUCGGCACCGGUUGUUACGCAAUGGGUGAUGCGUUCAAAAAUGGCGGUCUACUAGUGGCCCCCAUCUUGACGGUAUUUCUGGGUUUCAUCUGCGUUCACUGCCAGCAUGUUUUACUUAACUGCGCCCGCAGGCUGCAUCUGGAUCCACAGAACAAAGGUCACCUGCCGGAUUUCGCGGAGACCGUAGGUCUCUGCUUUAAAAAUGGUCCCCCUCGCUUCCAGGGAUGGGCCAAGCCAAUGAAAAUGGCUGUAAAUAUUUUCAUCUGCGUUACGCAGUUGGGUUUUUGCUGCAUUUACUUCGUGUUUAUCAGCUCUAAUUUUAAACAGAUCUUUGACCGGUACGACAUGCCCCUAGACGUACACUACCACAUGGCUCUGCUGCUGAUCCCCAUCAUUCUAACCUCGAUCAUUACCAAGCUGAAGUUCCUGUCCUACUGCUCGAUGCUGGCGAACAUUUUCAUGACACUUGGUAUUAGCAUUACCUUUUACUACGCGGGUCAGGAUCUACCCUCACCGACGGAGCGACGCCUCGUUGCAGACUGGAAACAACUUCCACUCUUCUUCGGCACCGCCAUUUUUGCCUUCGAGGGGAUCGCUUUGGUGCUGCCACUGCAGAACGAAAUGCGCAAACCACACGACUUCAGCAAAACGUUUGGCGUACUGAACGUCGGUAUGGUGUUUAUUGUGACACUAUUCACCAGCUUUGGCUUUGUAGGUUACCUCAAGUGGGGCGAAGCGGUUGAGGGCACCAUGACACUCAACCUGCCGGACGGUGACAUUUUGGCCGAAAGUGUUAAGGUUAUGAUAUCACUUGGUGUCCUGCUGGGCUACGCCCUGCAGCUGUUCGUCGCGAUCAUGAUCAUGUGGCCGAGGGUAGAGUGUUGGUUGAACAUCACCAAGCAUCGAACGUUGGCCGAGAUGGGCUUCCGGGUUUUGAUGGUGUUGGUCACUUUUACCGUAGCAGAAUGUAUUCCGAAGUUGAGUUUGUUCAUCUCGCUGAUUGGAGCCCUUUGCUCAUCGGCUCUAGCGCUGAUUUUUCCUCCGGUAAUCGAACUUAUCGUGGCUUACUCCGACACGGAGAACCAAAGCCCUAGCGUGUGGCUGCUGCUGAAAAAUGGAUUUAUUCUACUGCUUGCACUGCUAGGAUUCUUCACCGGUAGCUACGAAAGUUUGAGCAAGAUAAUCUUGGAGCUGUUCUUAUGAAGGACAGCAACUCCUC
This is a messenger RNA of Wyeomyia smithii (pitcher-plant mosquito), 1773 nucleotides long. Its product is annotated as proton-coupled amino acid transporter 1-like. The transcript has 5 exons. The record is from RefSeq and is a predicted model, not a curated record. Gene Ontology annotation, cellular component: vacuolar membrane. Gene Ontology annotation, biological process: amino acid transmembrane transport. NCBI's taxonomy places the organism in Eukaryota, Metazoa, Arthropoda, Insecta, Diptera, Culicidae. Bases 273 to 1757 code for a protein of 494 amino acids. Gene Ontology annotation, molecular function: amino acid transmembrane transporter activity.